Actinia tenebrosa (Australian red waratah sea anemone) is the source of this 1047-nucleotide messenger RNA. RefSeq names its product cleavage and polyadenylation specificity factor subunit 5. Gene Ontology annotation, cellular component: mRNA cleavage factor complex. NCBI's taxonomy places the organism in Eukaryota, Metazoa, Cnidaria, Anthozoa, Actiniaria, Actiniidae. Gene Ontology annotation, biological process: mRNA 3'-end processing. Gene Ontology annotation, molecular function: mRNA binding. The record is from RefSeq and is a predicted model, not a curated record.
AGCCCACGUGUAGCGUCUUCGUUUGUUGGUUUUCAAUAUGGCGGCCAAUUCAGUUCGUCCAGGAUGGCCAAGAAACCGUUCUUCAAGCAACGCUGGCAAGUAUUUACCUUCCUCUGGAGGCGCAACUGUGGAAAAAACGAUACGACUGUAUCCAUUGAGUAAUUAUACGUUUGGUACGAAAGAAGCUCUGUACGAGAAAGACAGUUCCGUUCAAGCAAGAUUUCAAAGAAUGAGGGAAGAAUAUGAGAAGUAUGGAAUGAGGAAAACUGUAGAAGGUGUUCUCAUUGUGCAUGAACAUGGCUUGCCACACAUUUUGUUACUUCAGCUGGGAACAACAUUUUUCAAAUUACCUGGAGGAGAAUUAAUGCCAGGAGAGGAUGAAAUAGAUGGACUGCGUAGGUCAAUGACAGAGAUUCUUAGUAAGCCUGAACAAGGACCUGAGCCUGACUGGUUUGUAGAGGAUUGUCUUUGUAAUUGGUGGAGACCAAACUUUGAAGCCCCUCAGUUUCCAUACGUUCCAGCACACAUUACCAGACCAAAAGAACAAAGAAAGCUAUUUCUUAUUCAGUUAGGAGAAAAAGCAAAUUUUGCAGUUCCAAGGAAUUACAAACUAGUUGCAGCACCUUUAUUUGAGUUAUUUGACAAUUCACCUGGGUAUGGACCUGUUAUUGCAAGUUUACCACAGCUUUUGAGCAGAUACAACUUUGUAUACUUUUAGAACGUUUUCAUUUUCAUCAAGAGCUUGUACCAUCAUUUGCUGCGGCUACAGUAGCUGAAAGUAACUGUUUGGGCAGGUACGCAGGAUAGAACUAACAACAUAGAAAUCCUGCCAGUACCAUGUUUUGCUUUACUUACGAAGCUUCUGACAGUACCAUGUUUUGCUUUACUUACGAAGCUUCUCUACUUCCUCACCUUCUUUUCUUUUCUACCAUCCUUCUCCAAGUAUCUUUACAAGCCACUUUCUUUAUUUUGCUUGAAUUAUCUUACAAAAGUAUUUAUUCGUUUCCCUUAAACUACAUGUAAUGAAUAAAGUCUUUUUAUAUUGUA